This is a messenger RNA of Blastomyces dermatitidis ER-3, 459 nucleotides long. RefSeq lists its product as uncharacterized. The transcript has 2 exons. The record is from RefSeq and is a predicted model, not a curated record. Lineage: Eukaryota; Fungi; Ascomycota; Eurotiomycetes; Onygenales; Ajellomycetaceae. The annotation marks the transcript as partial.
AAUCUUCAUAUGUUGACAGAUCUGUGUCUGCUGAUGAUAGUGAACUCAAUGUUGAAUCAUUGAUCAAGAAUCUGAAAAACAUGAUAAUGAAGAAAUUGUCUGUGUCAUGUGUGACUGAGUCUCUUACAUUUCUCUCUGCUCUUUCUAUUUCUUUCUCUGCCACUCUCUCUCAAUCUUCUACAUCUGCCUCUGUAUCUGAUUCUCUCACUCUCACUAUUUCUGUUUCUGUGACUCUCACUUCUGCUACUUCUGCCCUCUCUGGUUUUACUGUCUCUGCUUUUGUUAUCAGCUCUCCCUGUUUCAAGAAGAUGUUGUAUAAACUUGAUAAAUCAUUUGCUUUGAUAUCAGAGAUCAUUCUAAUUAAAGAUGAUAAUAUUGCUGAGACUACUUCUCUCUAUUCUCAAGCUUCUUCUAUUACUUUCUCUCUCUUCUCUGUGAGAAAGGUUAUACACACACUGA